AUGACACAUCAUGCACCUUGUACGAGUGGCACGAGCAAUGCCCAUGUCGACGGCAAGAAAGGUGAUAUGUGGAGUGGUUUCCAGACCGAUCUUUUAGAUGGUGAAAUUCCCAAACUUCGUGAGGGUGAUGCCUGGGUCUUUGGAAACACUCACUUUUGCUGUGAUUUCCAACGUAAUGGAGUUCGUGUUUACUCGAAUCAGUAUGGAGGGAACGUCGCCGUCGAGCAUCGAGAAGCGCGAGCUGCUGCAGGAACACCUUUGGCUAUUGAGUUUGAUGUCGAGAAAGUUUUUGAAAUUUGA
This is a messenger RNA of Glarea lozoyensis ATCC 20868, 300 nucleotides long. RefSeq lists its product as uncharacterized. The record is from RefSeq and is a predicted model, not a curated record. The transcript has a single exon. Lineage: Eukaryota; Fungi; Ascomycota; Leotiomycetes; Helotiales; Helotiaceae. The coding region runs from base 1 to 300 and encodes 99 amino acids.